UGUGUGUCACAAUUCACUUCCGGAGAGUGCUCACGAGCUGUUGCAGCGCGCGAGAGGGGCUGUCAAAUUACUAAGGUCAUAAUGGCUGACAGUGCCGACGUUACGCCGGUGGUGAGCAGUCAGCCUCCUGCGAAAGAGGAGCAGGGAGGAGGAGAAGGUGGAGGAGGCUCGGAGGGGGAUGCAGGAGGCGGGUUGAGUGAUGCCCAAACGGAGGUGUUGGAGAGGUGUCUUCAUGCUCUCAGGCAUGCUAAAAAUGACAGUCACACGUUGGCUGCUCUACUGCUGAUAACUCGCUUGUGCCCAGCAAGCCAGCUCGACAAACCCACCUUGAGGCGCAUCUUCGAGGCCGUGGGGCUCAACCUUCCAGCUCGGCUUUUGGUGACGGCGGUCAGAGGGAAUGACAACCCGGGCUUACCCCCACACGAGCUCCUUUCGCUGGGCACGGCUCUGCUGGCCGCCCUGAGCACAGACCCAGACAUGGCCUCCCAUCCCCAGCUCCUCACCACCAUCCCGCUCCUGCUGGGCAUUUUAUCAAAUGGUCCCGUGAGCCAGCAGAAACAGGCAGCGCGGGAAGAGAACCAAGCUGGAGAAAAUGGGCCAGAUUGUAAAGUCCAAUCAACAGAGAGUGUAAACACAGAAAGUAAUCCUGCCAGUGUGGCAAAAUCGGCAGGAGAGGACAAGACCAGCAAGCAGAAGGGCGACGACGGCAGUGAAGCAAUCAAAGAAUCAACACCUCAAGAAACCUCCCCCUCCUCCAUGCUCGACGAGGCCAUGGCUGCUGACUGCUACCAGGUUCUCACAGCUGUGUGUGCCUUACCCAGAGGUCCUGACCAGCUGCUGAGCAGGGGGGCCAUACCCGCUCUGUGCAAAGCAGUGCAACAAAACCAGACUUUCAGCCGCGAGAAGGGGCUCGUCUUGCUCGGUGGCCUCGUCUCAGGUAAAACCAAGGACAAAGCGUGGAGUAGACAGCCUGCAGAACUCCUCGCUCUGCUGGUAAAGCUCUCAAAAGACUUCUGCCAAGCCAGAGACCAGACCAGGUUGGACAUGUGUGCCCAGUUGGUGCAGUUUCUCCCCCCAGUAGGAGUGUCAGCCGAGAGUGAGGAGCUGAAGGGAGUCGUGGCACGCGUGUGGGGGGUCCUGAGGCCCAUGUUGCAGGCCAAGUUGACGCCGAGACAGAUCGGGCCGAUCCUGGUCCUCAGUGCUUGUCUGCUGGAUUUGUGUGGAUGGGAGCUGGUGGGACCGCCAAAGUUCUGCUGCCUACUGGUGAACCGGGCCUGUGUGGAGGUCAGAAUGGGUUUGGAGGAACCGCCUGGCAACGAACUGAGCCCGGAGCUGCAGCACACACUCACAGGCUGUUACCGAAUCAUGGAGGCUGCCAUAGAGCAGGCCUGCUGUCUGGGAGUGUCACAGACCACUGCUCCUCCUCAGACCUCCAUCUCCACACUCAGUCUGCAGCAGAGCCGGCAGGUCCUCGGUGUGCUGGAGGAGGCCUUCUCUGCUUUAAUGUACCACCUGCAGCAGGUCGAUCCGAGUCGCUAUGGUGACCCUUUUAUCUUCGCCACAUUCCGCUCUCUGUGCUCGUGGCUGGCCGAGGAGACUUCCUGUCUGAAGGAGGAAGUGACUGGACUGCUGCCGUUCUUGAUCGGCUACUCCCGGAGCCACCUGCAGGGUGAGAGCACAGAUCAGGGCCUCUCUGAUUGGAUGGCCGACAUGUCCGUCAGAGAGGAGAGGGGGCCGUGGACGGGCAAAGAGGCUCUGAGGUAUCUCCUCCCGGCUCUGUGCCACCUGUCGGCAGAGGAGGGUCCCAGGAAGGUGCUGCUCACCCUCGACACUCCGGCCCUGCUGGUGGACUUUCUGUCUCAGAGCUGGACCCCCCUCAAGGGGAAAAGUGGCGUGGCGUCGGCCAGGGAUCCCAGCAUGGAGACGGCCUGCUCGGCCCUCCUUAACUUCACCGUCACAGAGCCGGAGAGAGUCAGAAAGGACCCGUGUUUCAAGACGCUGGAGGCCCUUCUGAGUGAAGCACUCCCUGUUUUAGUGCAUAAACCUCAUCUGCUGGUCCUAGCAGCAAAUUACUGCACACUGGGACUAAUGAUCGGCAGGCUCAAAUCAGCUCCUUCAGGCUCAGUCGAAGCCAGCCAGAGGCGCUUCUUCUCCACAGCUCUCCGGUUCCUCCGCAGCGCCCUGGACUCUGGCUCCAGCCCCGGCCCAGUUAAGGUGAGCCCCAGCUGGGAGGAGAGUUGGGACGACGCCGCGGAGCUCUGGAGGUUGAGUCUGCAGGCUCUGGGAGGCUGCGUCCGCGCUCAGCCCUGGAUCUCCACCCUGGUCAGAGAGGAAGGUUGGCUCAAACACAUGCUCGCCACGCUAAGUCAGUGUAGCGCACUACCUGAGCUGCACACUCAGGGGGCGCUAGAGGAAGCUCUGUGUGCCAUGGCAGACCAGUGCCCGGUCUGUAAACUGGAGAUUGGAGACAUGAUGAGAAAGGAUAAAGGAGCUUUGAGCUGUAUGAGGAACCUGAAGAAGUCAGUGGGAGUGAAGUGAUAUUUAUCUGCUACUAAUGGAGUAUUUUUAACUUGCAGAGUUGAAAACAAAUAAAGGAGGGCUACGACUGAAGUCAAACGUGUGUGUUUAUUACCUGUACCAAUCUGACAUGAAUAAUGUGUUACCAGACUUUCUUAUGAGGAGAAGAAAAAAAAGGCCCCAGACUCUGUUGGUCUAGUGAUCUUUGCAAAUAAGCUCGCAUUGAAAAGAGAACGGAAAAUGAUGAUGCACAAACACAUUUUGUUUAUGAACGGUGUAAUGCAAUGUAAAUGUUCAGACAGCUGUGCUCUGGAAAGGCACCAGCAGUCUCUUACGUGUCAAUUGUGAAAUGUUAAUGCCUUUAAUAAAGAGCUAUUUUGUUAGAAAAACCAA
This is a messenger RNA of Dicentrarchus labrax (European seabass), 2910 nucleotides long. It is a transcript of the gene ncdn, whose product is annotated as neurochondrin. Gene Ontology annotation, cellular component: dendrite. The transcript is spliced from 8 exons. Bases 82 to 2538 code for a protein of 818 amino acids. Gene Ontology annotation, biological process: regulation of neuronal synaptic plasticity; neuron projection development. The record is from RefSeq and is a predicted model, not a curated record. Lineage: Eukaryota; Metazoa; Chordata; Actinopteri; Moronidae.